Sorex araneus (European shrew) is the source of this 437-nucleotide messenger RNA. Its product is annotated as 60S ribosomal protein L36a-like. The record is from RefSeq and is a predicted model, not a curated record. NCBI's taxonomy places the organism in Eukaryota, Metazoa, Chordata, Mammalia, Eulipotyphla, Soricidae. Gene Ontology annotation, biological process: translation. Gene Ontology annotation, cellular component: cytosolic large ribosomal subunit; ribosome. The coding region runs from base 22 to 342 and encodes 106 amino acids. The transcript has a single exon. Gene Ontology annotation, molecular function: structural constituent of ribosome.
GCGGACACCGCUGCCACAAGCAUGGUGAACGUACCGAAAACCCGCCGGACUUUCUAUAAGAAAUGUGGCGAACAUCAGCCCCACAAAGUCACACAGUACAGAAAGGGCAAGGAUUCUCUGUAUGCCCAGGGAAAGCGUCGUUAUGACAGGAAGCAGAGUGGUUACGGAGGUCAGACUAAACCGAUUUUCCGGAAAAAGGCUAAAACUACAAAGAAGAUUGUGUUGAGACUUGAAUGUGUCAAGCCCAACUGCAGAUCUAAGAGAAUGCUGGCCAUUAAGAGAUGCAAGCAUUUUGAACUGGGAGGCGAUAAAAAGAGAAAGGGACAAGUGAUCCAGUUCUAAGCUUCAUCUUUUAUUAUGAAGACAGAAAUCCUGGGCUGUGUUAGACUGAUGGAACAAUCCAUGUUUUAGGAGGGAAAUUAAGUAGUGUCAUGAAU